This is a messenger RNA of Bolinopsis microptera, 4974 nucleotides long. Its product is annotated as tyrosine-protein kinase JAK2-like. Gene Ontology annotation, molecular function: protein tyrosine kinase activity; ATP binding. NCBI's taxonomy places the organism in Eukaryota, Metazoa, Ctenophora, Tentaculata, Lobata, Bolinopsidae. Gene Ontology annotation, biological process: protein phosphorylation. The coding region runs from base 101 to 4576 and encodes 1491 amino acids. The record is from RefSeq and is a predicted model, not a curated record. The transcript has 17 exons.
ACAACAUUCUUCUAAUAAUAAUCAUUCUGUAGCAGUAUGAUAUGGAAAGGAUGACAUUGCUGGAAGACAUAACCUGGACGCCUCAUGAUAUGAAUCACAUAUGACUUCGUUGCAGCAGUGUAAAUUCAUCAAACUAUUUCCUGAUGAGAAAAUCAAGAUUACCGAAGGAUCUUCUGUUUACAGUCUCAUGCAAGCAUGUGCAAAGCAGAUAGAAAUUUUACCAGAGUCCUUCAAUCUUUUUAGGAUUGUUCAGAAGAGAUCAAUUUUGCUCCCUUAUAGAAAAAAGCUUCCAAACUGCAGUAAAAGUAACUGUCCUUUAACAUUCAGAGUUAUCGAUUUCAAUUUUGAUCUAGAAGGAUCAUGUUUCAAAGAUGUUUCCCUUUUGAACUACCUUUAUCAUCAAAUUGUGUUCGAUCUAUUCUGCGAUCCCAGUGCAGUUGAUUGCAAUUCAUCCAUCUUGGAAGUGCUCGCUGCAGAUAUUUCAAAAAUUUUCCAUCAAUUAAGCUGUCAGAACUUAAAAGAAGCAUAUGAUCUUUACUUUGAACUUUACGAGUCAAGAUUGCCUCUGAAAAACCGUUUUUCUUUUGAGAAGUUUCAGAAUAGUUGCAGCAAAAUAAACACUUCCUCAGAAUUUUCAUGCUUAGUUCACAUUGUAACUGUUUAUGUCAAGGAGAUUUACUCCGAUCUGGAUGUUAUGAAAAGGACCUACAACGCCAAAAUGUCUAAUAAACCUUCUGGUGUGAAGGGAAAAUCAUUAGAAAAGAAGUUUAUUUUAGAAGUUUCUUCAAAAUAUGUUAAAGCUAAGUCAGAUGAUAAACAACAUGAAGAUAUCUUCUUCUUAAAGCAGGAUAAACAAUCCUCUGAAAACAGUGCCCACAACAAGAUACUACAACGUAUCAGUUUUCAAGAAAAAACUUCAGUCUCUCUUGUCUACAAAAUGGGCACUCAGUGUGACCACGCACCUGUUGUCGUGUCUUUCAAAAGCACCAAAGAACUGGAAGCGUUUGUGUCCCUUGUUGAUUACUACUUCUAUUCAGUGUAUCCUUAUAAAUUCUUGAUAUAUAAGUUUCAUGACAUCAAAAUUGAUGAAAACUCCGUUCAGCAUAUACCAGACACAAGUUUUAAUCUUAUCAACCGUGAUCCUCAUGUGUCACAUUUCAUGGAUCUGGAGGAUGCUAAAAAUGGUCUACAGAAGGUCCUUAAACAUACCGGCUCAUAUACCAUUGUCAAACCAUCAAAAAACAAUUCUUUCCUUCUUCUCUACACUAUCCAAGACAAAAUUACUCCAAAACAAAUAUUUCGCCGUGAUGGGUUGUAUCGAAUUGUUGGCAAUGAAGCAUGCCAUUCAAGAACUAUCAAAGCAUUUGUGGCAAUUCUUAAACCUACAGUCGACGGCCGGAGGGUGAACUUGGACAAGCAUAUGUCAGACUCUGUACUGAUUGAUGUUCUCACGUUUGGUCACUUUCGUGCAAAUAUUCCACCAAUGCUUGUCAGCAUCAAACACCCAUACAUUCACUGCUCUUACACCCACAAAACUUACGAGGGAAGCUUUGAAGACCUCAGUGGACAUGAAACAAAAUGCAAAGUGAUAGAAUUCUCAGAACUCGUAGACAGAAGGUGGUUUACUGAGCUCUACACUUCCCUUCUCCAAGUCACCAAAGAUAGCAUCGUCAAAUACAUUGGAUUCUGCAAACUUGGCAAAACACCAAGAGUAUAUGCUUUUGUCAAUUAUGAUGCCAUGAUUUACCUGGACAAGUUUCUUGAAGAGUCGCCUCCCGCCCCCUAUAUCUCUCUCUCUAUCAUCCAGCAGAUUGCGUCUGCUCUUGAGAAACUUCACAGCUUCAAAAUAGAGCACAGCUGUCCGGCACCUCAUCACAUUCUAAUUGAUACCUUAUCCUGUCAGUCAGCUUACGAAACCCCUCAAUUCGGCAUCAACAUUAAACUCACUGAUGUUGGAUUGUCUAAAAUGAUGUUUCUGAAGGAACCGUCGAAGAACCCUUUUUGUAUCAAAAACCCUUUCUGCACAAAAGAUGGACAGUUUGAGCUGAGAUGGCUACCUGAAAGCUUCUUGAUGCACCCCUCGCCAGCUUUUAGUGUCUCUAUUGAUAGGUGGGUGUUUGGAAUUACGGUGUGGCAAAUAUUCAACAACGGUAGCAUUCCACUGGGAAAGCAUUCCAACGAGGAAUUGCUCAACAGAUAUCUGAAGAUCAAAGAACAGCAAAACUGUGGUAACAUGGCAUCUAACAUACCGUUCCAAGGAUGGUUUCCUCUCAAAUUGGACAUUCCUAAGCAAGACGAUCUGACCGUUAAUAAGAAAAUACAAAAGCUUGUCAACUACACCAUCACCGAUCAUCUUAAUGACCAGGAAGAUGCGUUUGAGGAAAUAGCAGACUUGUUUAACAACGACGUCUUCCCUCUUGAUAGAAGCGUCAACAUCUACGAGAAACUUGAGAGGAACACUGAGAUGAAGAUUGAGAAGAAAGACGGAAGAUUGUACUUCAGGAGGCAGCAGAUCACUGCUCCCUCUCAGCCCAGUGUGUACUCACAGAGCCUGGAUCCGGUCUAUGAUUAUGGGGAUAGCAAUGUGUUCGAUGUUCACACUGACUGCUCGGACGGAAGUGACUAUAGCUCAUCUAUCGAUUGUGAGAACGUGGAUCCAGAAACAGACUUUUCAAACUCGGGACCCGUUCCAGAUUGGUAUCAUCAAGCUACAACAAGUGAUGCUUUCAAUUACUUUUCUGACAACUGUGACAACAGUGAUCCAUUCUACAACGACGAACUUUCUUUCACUCUUCUGCAGGAAUGCGAACUCCAAAAUCAGUUGCACAAGUUUAAUAAUAAGAAGUGGGAAUCCUCCUUCUACAAGCUAGGUGAGACAGUGGGAGCAGGUAACUUUGGGGAGGUCUGUAAAGCUAUAGUCCAGGAUAACGAGAGGAUACCUCCUGAGCUACGCCGACGUGAAAUCGCUGUGAAAAUAUUUUCCCUGCCCGCCGCCCACGACAACGCUAUCGAGACAAUAGUUCAAGAAGCCGAGAACAUGUUGAGAUUGGAACACAAUCGGAUUGUGCCGCUCUAUGGGAUCAGUUCUUCUCUGGAGAACAAGGAGAUACACAUCAUCAUGCCGUUCUAUCAGAUGGGCAGCUUGAAGAGCUACAUUAGGCAGUUCCAUAAUGAGCUCAAGGAGAAGGAUCUGUGUCUGUUUGGUCUACAGAUAGCUGAAGGAAUGGAGUAUCUGAACAGCAAGGGGUUUGUUCACAGAGAUCUGGCGUUGCGGAACAUUCUUGUCGUUAGUCACAAGAACGUCAGGAUCGCAGACCUGGGACUAACUCGGGGCGUGGUAAAAGACCAGGACUACUACUAUUUUGUGAACAAGUCAAUGAAAGCGGGCCUCCCAACCCUCUGGUAUCCCCCUGAAUUCUUCAACAAAUCAAAGUACGACAAGUACUGCGACGUGUGGAGUUACGGUGUUACCAUGUUCGAAAUGUGGUCCAAUGGAGAAAUACCGUACAAAAGGUACAGAGUUCAGAAGCAGCCCGAACUGAUCGAGUUCCUGAAGACGAGAACUCUGGACAUUCCCGAGGGAACGCCGCGCAUUUUCGUGCACGUCAUGAAGAGGUGUUGGAAGGAGAAGAGGGAGCGUUGGGAUUUUACUGCAAUCGUCAACUUUAUCAAGUCCAAGCUUUCCUCACCAAGAUACACUACAGAGAACCCAGAGGACACGUAUAUCUACACACAAAGUCGCGUGUGUGGUGGAAGUUUUGCUACUCAGAAAGUUCCUGUUAAGGAAACAACCGGUCUUAAGAUCCUCAACCCUUUCAACUUCACCGAAGCGAGCAAAGACGUUGAGAACAGGGAUCCAGAAAUACAGUACAAUGAGCUGACUGUACGACGUUACAAGACCGCCUUUUCUGAGGAUCACAUUAAGAAGAUUCUGGGUCUUAAACACAGACACAUGAUGCAGUAUGUGGGGUAUGUUUACACGGAGGGGCUGCUCUAUAGUGCCGCCCCUGUACACUCCAUAGGGACCCUACAUGACUGGUGCGCCAGUGCUAGAGCGGAUAUGUUCACUAAGAAGAAAGGUUACGCAGCACAAGUUCUCCAAGGAAUGCUGUUUCUCCUCUCCCAAAACAUUACCCACGGCUCCCUCUCUAUACACAAUGUUUGGUUGAGGGACAAUUACUGUGCAGUAAUAAGUGAAGCGGGGAUGGUGGACAACAUGAGGUCUGAUAAGUUGACGCAUCAAAAUGUCAUCACGUAUCCGCUCGAGGUGUUGGAGGGUAUGGUAGAGGACCAGGAAGUGAUGUUAGACCCACGUACAGAUACCUGGAUGUUUGGUGUAAUGCUCCUCCACAUGUUCUCACCUGAACCCCUAUACUCUCAGGUUCGACCAGAAGGAGACGCAGCGACUGUUAUGGAAGUGUGUGAAUCUAUUUGUGGAGUCCUCAAGAAAGAUAUCUCAGCUCUAUGUGUUGAAACCAUUAGACCUGCCGAGAUUAAAAGCGCCCUCAGUCUUUGUUUUACUGAAGUUAAUGUAAGAGGAGAUGUUAGUGUUUUGAAACUUUGCUUUCAAACAUGACUGUUAUUUUAAGUCUCUGUUUAAGACUGAAGAAUACCGAUAAAACUGUUUUAUGUCCGACUUAGGGACUUGUUUGUGAAAAUUUAAUUUUACUUUCACUUUCAGUGAAUUUUAUUCACGUUGUGUCGAAUAAAUCUUAAUCAAUUUAUGCUUUGAUAUGCUAAUAUGAGAAUACAUCUUAUGACCUGUUGCUGUGAAAACAUACGUGUUUUUUACCAAAAGCGGUACAGCUAGCUUUUCAGCAUGAUUUUGUCUUUCGCUCAAUCCACAACCGUGCUUUUUGUACCGUAGCUUAAUUAGUUAAAUAACGUUUAGCACGUUAAUUUUUGGAUGGGAUUACACUUCUUGAAUCUUUAAAAAUUAGCUGAGUGUUCGUUCUGAGAUUCGAUUUCUAUAAA